This is a messenger RNA of Aspergillus mulundensis, 6015 nucleotides long. It is a transcript of the gene sec16, whose product is annotated as COPII coat assembly protein SEC16. Gene Ontology annotation, biological process: COPII vesicle coat assembly; Golgi organization; autophagy. The transcript is spliced from 2 exons. The record is from RefSeq and is a predicted model, not a curated record. Lineage: Eukaryota; Fungi; Ascomycota; Eurotiomycetes; Eurotiales; Aspergillaceae. The coding region runs from base 1 to 6015 and encodes 2004 amino acids. Gene Ontology annotation, cellular component: ER to Golgi transport vesicle membrane; endoplasmic reticulum exit site.
AUGGAGAAUCACGAGGCCUUUGUCUCCUGGAAUCCGGCGCUGCGGUCGGAUAGUAAUGCGACGAUAGAAGACACGCCUACGCCUACGCCUGCUCCCGAAACCGUGCCCGUUGACGCACCGCCGACCUCCGCAACCGACGAUGCGAACCCGGAUACAGUCACAGCUCUAGACGCGACAGAACCGGUAAGUAUUGGACCAGCGCCAAUGGAAACCGAGGCGCCACCGGCGACGACCAGCGAAGUUGCGGACACAGACGUGGCUCAGGUCGCGACCGAGUCGGACAACGUCGAGCCCGCUGCGCCCGCAGACACCACGGAAGCGCCUUCCAUCCCGCAUGAUGUUGUCCCGGACGUCGUUGAGCCAUUGAAGGCCGAAGCUACAGCGCUUCUAGAAGCCACAGAGGAGCCGUCAAUUGCGCAAGAUGCGGCCCCGGAUGUCGCUGAGCCAUCAAUUGCUGAAGCAACUGCUGAAGCAACUGUUGAAGCUGCCGGGCCUGAAAACAUUGCGAACGUAUCGUCAAUCCCUCAAGACACAGUCCCGGACGUUACUGAGCCCUCGGAAGCUGAAGCUACGGCCAGAUUAGAGGCUACGCAUCCUUCAGAAGCUACGGAGACACCGUCAGCCUCGCAAGAAGCGGUUCCAAAUGUGACCGAGCCGUCCAGUGCUGAAGUUGCUACCCCUGUCGACACUGCAGACCCGGCGCCAAUCCCGCAAGAUACAGCUCCGGAGGUCGCUGUAUCACCUCGAGUCGAAGCUAUUACUCCACCAGAUACCACGAAGGCAGAAACGGUGACAGGCGAAGAGUUCGACCAGACUGAAACACGGGAAGACUUCCGGGAGGAGGCCGCGGAGUUAUUGUCUGCCGCUGUUAAUGAGAACCAGGAUCAGGAAACGAAUCUUUUCGAGCCCAAGCCCGAAUCAGAGCCUUCAGCUGCGCCUGAGGAUGGUUACAACCGCUUGCAGUCGACACAGCAAGAAGAUGAGCCUGAAGUACAGACCCACCAACUUGAAGUCGACACAUCGGUCAACGCCGUCCCAGGCUCAAGUGAUUACCCUGCUGCGGGUUGGGUCUAUCAACAAACUCCAGCAGAUUACGCUGCAUCGGGCAAUGGGGAAAUUAGCAGUACAAAUCACGACCUCUGGGGGAGCCCUAAGAGCGUUGACAAUGGAGAGGACCGCUUCUUCGAUCAACUGAGAACACAAACGAAGCCAAUCUAUUUCCCACCUGAGGAGUCGAGAUUUGAGGAGGGCGUGCCCUUAUUGGAUGGCUCGGCUGAAACGCCGGUUGAGCCAGCGCCAGUUGAGCCGGCAGCGCCCCAGCCGAGUCAACUUGAUCAUGUCUUCGAAGGAGACGAGGAUGAGGACGAUGGAUUCUUCAAUUCCGCACAGAAGCCGGUGGAAAAUGAACCUGAAGAGCCGUUCCAUAUUCACCGGAAGAGCACGUCUCAAGUUUUGGGCUCUCUUGGCGCAAACCAGGACGGGAUUGCCAGCCCACUUUCUCCUACCGCAGAGGAGUUUGAUGAUAUUCUAGCGGCUGCGGCAUCGAAAUCCCCUGAAAAGGUAGAGGAGCCGGCCACGGAGGAGGACUUGGCUGCUAAAUGGCAAGCCGAACUCUCCGAUGAUGAAUUGGAUGCUGCUCCCGCCGAGGAGGAUCUAGCUGCUAAAUGGCAGGCGGAACUUGAUGAUGAUGAUCUACUCUUGGACGAUGAGGUUGGUGACGCUACUCAGGAUUCCUCUGGGCUAGCCAACGGCGAUGGUGUAGACCAUAAUCUGCAGGCUCUCGGGAGUCCUUUCGGAACGCCGCAAAGCGCUGGCAGACCUAAGCCAGCACAGAGCGCGUACACUCCUCAUCAGCCUUCUACAGCCGAUCUCGUCCAGGGUGUUCCAAUCCCAGGAUCCGCUCCUCCAGCCACCAGUGCUCCAUACAAUGCGAACUAUUUUCAGCCGCAACCUGAGCUUCCUGCUCCUAUGACCAGGGCUGAAAGCUUCGCGGAUCGCCAAAAAGAAGGCUAUAAAUCGCCUUAUGACCUUCCGGAAGAUCUUGCCCCGCGUCGCAAACCCGCCCCCAGACCAGUGGUACCACCAGCUGCUACUAUGCCUGCACCACCCCCACGAAGUAGUAGCAUCCCGGCCCCUCCGCCUCCCCAAUUGACAUCUGGGGUACCGGUACCACCCAUCAGCGCUGCGACCUUGCCCUCCACAGCGACCCCGGCAGCCCCAGCCGUACCUACUCCUAAGAACUUUUAUGAGGAGUUGCCGUUGGCCCCUGCCCAACCACGCUCGCGGCCCGCAGAUUCAGGGCGAUAUACCCCCAACCCAAGCACGGCAAGCCCCGCAGUCGUGCAGCCGCCCCCGCCAGCGCAACCUGCCACCAACCAUUAUGCGCAACUAUCAGGCGAUCCUACUCAGCCUCAGUUGCAUCAGCCCGAAAGAUUGGGACCGUAUGCCACUACCUUGACUCCUAGCGCCCAAAGUGCUCCUGCGGUGCCUACUGUCAAUUCAAGAUACUCACCGAAGCCACCAACAUUGCAGCCUGGGGUGAAGCCGCCAGUAUCUCCUAGAUAUUCCCCAGCGCCGCCACCACCAGCAGCCGCACCUCCGCCCCCUCAACGUUAUGUUUCGCAGCCAUCUGUUCUUCCGGGGCAAACAGUCACCCUGCCCUUCCAACCGCGCACUUCAAGUCCCCUAGCACACCACGAGAAGGUUUCCUACCAACCCAGCGAACCCCCUCGGAAAUCAUCUUUAGCUCAGCCCACAUCUCCUGUUGCUGUACAGCCGCCACACAUUGAGACAGCCGCCACUGUUUCACCUCGAUCCUCGCUGGAUGCGUCAAGUCUCCAGCAAACCUCUCCGCCAAGAAACCCCUAUGCCCCUCCCUCGUAUAUAGAAGAAUUUUCUCGUCGUGUCUCCCAUGCCAACAAUAACCCCUCUGCCUAUACACCACCUCCCGAGGCCUCACCGUUUGUCCCGCCUCGGAGAUCACAGACACAGUCUCCUACCCAACAGCAAGCAGGUCCUCGACUAUCUGUGCCCACUGUUGACCCGCUCAAGCGGCCUGCGUCCGUUCACGCACCAAGCUCGCCGACGAAGGCUUCCAAUGCCUAUGCGCCGGUGCAACCCCCCAGCCAUAACCGCGCUGUCUCGCAGUCACUUGAGUUCAUUCCACCAAGCGAUGGACAGGAACUUGAUCCCCUUCAAAGGUGGAGAGGGGCGCCAAUUUUCAAAUUUGGGUUUGGCGGCACUGUCCUGUCCUCUUUCCCCAAGCAUAUUCCUCGGUAUAGCGCAGGACAUACUACGCCGAAGAUCAAACCUAUGCCUGGUGAGGUCAAAACUGCUCAACUCAAAGAUGUCCUUGCAUACCCAGAACCCAUUGUGCAACAUCCAGGUCCUUUGAAGAAUAAGUCCAAGAAGAAGGAUUUGGUGUCUUGGUUGUCUAGCAAAAUCGCGGCUCUUGAGAACCAGGGUGUUCCUCAGCAUCUUCAGGCUUACCCUGACUCUCAAAAGCGCCAUGAGGAGAAGGCUUUGCUGUGGAAAACCGUGCGCGUUUUGGUCGAACAUGAUGGCGGCGCUCAAAGCACUCCCGAGCUUCAGAAGUCUUUGAGAGGCGUCCUAUUCCCGCAUCUGCAAAAUGAUGUCUCGAAUCCUACAUAUACCGACCCCAUUCAGUCUUUCGCUGCCGAACCGCUCAAUGCUUCGUCCUUGUCUGAUUCUCCGGACACCAAAUCGUUGGGCAGUAUCCACAAUAACUUGCUUCUUGGCGAACGGGAGAAAGCUGUCUGGAAUGCAGCAGACAAUCGUCUCUGGGGCCACGCUAUGAUUAUCGCGUCAACGUUAGACAAGUCCGUCUGGAAGCAGGUUGUGCAAGAGUUUGUGAGACGCGAGGUCAGGUCUAGUAGCGGUAACGCCGAGUCGCUUGCCGCUUUGUAUGAGAUCUUCGCUGGUAACUUUGAAGAAAGUGUCGAUGAACUCGUUCCUCCCUCCGCGAGGGCUGGGUUGCAGAUGGUCAGUAAAGUCGAUGGGCAAGGUGCCUCCAGGAACUCUCUUGCUGGUCUCGAGUCAUGGAAGGACACUCUGGGGUUGGUAUUGAGUAACCGAAGUCCUCAAGAUCACCAGGCGCUAUUGGCCCUUGGUCGAUUGCUGCUGUCAUAUGGUCGGAUAGAGGCCGCCCAUAUUUGUCUCAUUUUCUCGCGGGCAGCCGUGUUUGGAGGCCCGGAUGAUCCUCAGGCGAAUAUUGUCCUCCUCGGUGCCGACCAUGUCCACUCUUCGCCCGCAGCUUUGUUAGAUGACGAUGCUAUUCUACUCACUGAGGCAUACGAAUACGCUACGUCUGUGCUAGCGGCGUCUCCCUCGUCUGCACUUCCUCACCUUCUGGCCUUCAAGCUUGUUCAUGCCUGGUCGCUUACCGACAAGGGGCACAAGUCUGAAGCUCAGCAGUACUGUGAUGCCAUCGCGGCGGCUCUUAAAGCUACCACGAAGCCAUCAGGCUAUCACAAUCAGCAUCUGUUCUUUGGUGUUGAUGAGUUAUCAGCGCGUCUCAAGCAGACUACAGGCGAUGGAGGGUCGUGGAUCUCCAAGCCGAGCAUGGAGAAAGUCUCUUCCUCAAUGUGGAACAAGUUCAGUAACUUCGUUGCCGGUGACGACAGCGACGCUGCUUCAACGGGUUCUGCCAAGGGUGGUGAAGCAGGAUUCGGUCCGUUUGCUCAAAUCUCUGGGACCCCUACUGUAAGCCGCUCGCCAUCCGUGACGGACCUGUACGGACAGUACCCUAUGCCUGCAGCUCAGCCAAUUCCCACUGCUGGGCCUUCCCGCUACCAGCCGAAUAACCAGUACGCUCCGAACUCGCCUGACCAAGGCCGUGGACGAUCGUCUCUCGACUCGCAAAGGUCCGCUUCGUUUGGACUUUCAUACGGCCAACGCCGGGGAUCGCAAGAGCACGUGCCUCCACCCGAGAGCCCUCUGUAUGGAGGAGGGCCCUUUUACGGUUCUCCAGCCGCCGGUUAUCAGUCUACGCCCCCUCAAACUUCAUACAUGCCCCUUGCCCCUGUUGACGAGGACAUGGCCCAGCAGGCUUACGCUCCACCAAGCGCUGCUCCGCAAGGCUUGUUCGGCCAUGAUUCUCCUUAUCAACCUCCUGCCCGAGCCUCGUUCGAUCAGUCAUAUGGUCCUGAAACACCGGCCGCCAUACCAACUGAGGCUGAUAGUUAUAUGCCUCCUAUGGUUAGCACUGGAUACGAGCCUCCUUCAAUCGGUGCUCCAGAUUUGGAAGUAACGGAAGAGCCCGAGGAUGAGAAGCCCCCUAAGAAGUCAACAAUGGAUGAUGACGACGAUGAGGAUGACAUUGCGGCUCGUGCUGAGGCUUUGAAGAAGGCUGAAAAGGCACGCAAGGAUCGAGAGGCUGACGAGGCUUUCCGGAAAGCAGCCGAAGCUGAUGCUCAAAAACCUGCUCAAGCGAAGAGCUCCUGGUGGGGUUGGAUCAAAGGCGGAAACAAAGAGGAUGCCAAUGCCGCCGCUGGAAAACCAAUUCGUGCAAAGCUUGGAGAAGAGAGUUCUUUCUAUUAUGAUAAAGACCUGAAGAAAUGGGUUAACAAGAAGGACCCUAGCAGCGCCACACCGGCGCGUGCCACCCCGCCUCCUCCAAAGGCUAUGGGUCCUCCGAGCAGAACUGUCAGUGGAAGCAGCAUGCCUCCUCCGCCUGCGCCAGCAGGCCCUGGUAGUCGACCUCCAUCCGUCGCGAAUGGCCCUCCGCCGCCAUCAGGCAGCCCUGCACAGUCUUCGCUCGGUCUUCCAUCAACACCCGGGCUGGGACCUGCGCGAUCCGUCUCUACUGGCGCUGUGCCACCAGCUGGUGGCGCUUCUUCCCGCCCGGGAAGCUCCGCUGGACCACCUCCCAGGCCUUCUACGUCUUUGAGUCAUGCUAGCUCAAUUGACGACUUGCUUGGAGCGCCACAAGCGCGCAAGGGCGCCACUGCGCGGGGUAGGAAGAAGGGCCGCUAUGUUGAUGUGAUGGCGCAGUAA